Ceutorhynchus assimilis (cabbage seed weevil) is the source of this 1386-nucleotide messenger RNA. The record is from the annotation of a GenBank genome assembly. NCBI's taxonomy places the organism in Eukaryota, Metazoa, Arthropoda, Insecta, Coleoptera, Curculionidae.
GAACUUCCGGUUGUGAUUAGAUAAAUAAUUGUGAAUUUUCAGUGAAAAUUUAGUGAAAAGUAUGAGUAGGGGACAGUUGCCUGAUUCUUCCAGUUCUCCACCCAUGAACAUGCAAUACGGCUACGGCACUGGUGACCUAUCAGAAGACGAAGUGUCAGACCUUCCCAGCUGCGCUUUCGCAUCCAGAUCUACAAAUUCAAAUAUCCAACAUCACUAUUUGACUUCUCUACACCACAAUACAGAUUCUGGACCAUGCGGAUCUACAGCCCCAAGCCUAAGCUCCACAGACUUCUACGGUUCGUCGCCCUACAGAGUUCAAAGGCACGCGGCUAAUAUAAGAGAGAGGAAACGCAUGCUGAGGUCUGCUAUUGGACCCACCGGCAGCAUAAACUCCGCUUUCGACGAGUUGAGAAUGCAUGUGCCCACGUUUCCCUACGAAAAGAGGCUGUCAAAAAUCGAUACUCUGAGGCUGGCGAUUGCUUACAUAGCUCUUUUGAGGGAAGUUUUGACUGCAGACUGUGAUCCACUCACUUAUGUGGAACGAUGUUUGAGGGGCGAAAUUAAGGCUGACAGAGCUAAUUGGAAUACUAGUGAUUUAACAGCCAGAUUGUCCUGGAUAAACUGGGAAAAUUUGGGAGUGACACCUGGAAGAAGAAGCGCUCUAACGUCACUGGCUCUAAGUACUCCAGAAAAUAUGAACCAUGCAAAUCCAUAAAAUAAAUUUUCAUUUUUAAAUUUUUGUUCCUAUUUUUUUGUAUAUAUUAUUCAAGUGCAAUACUAGAUUGUUAUUUUUGUUUUUAAAAUAAAACUGCAUUUAUCAUGAAAGUAGUUUUUUUUAUAAAAGCUUGCUGCAAAGGAGUGUGAGAUUAAUUUGAUAUUUUUAUAUCUACAGAAGCAAUAUUAUAUAUAAUAUCAGCAGUGACUAUAAAAAGGCAGAAACUUCAAUCAAAGCACAAAUAUUUAAUUAGGUAUUUUUAUUAAUAAGCUCAGUGUAUUUUUCAAAACGAAAUAAUAAAUCCUAUAUACACAUAUCAUAAGUUAACCUAAAUAACAUAGCAGGCAUUUUUUAGCCCAAAAAACAAUAUAGUGGUGGACCUACUCCUUACCAAACUGCAACAGAUUUAAUGCUUUUUGUAAAUUUUCCACUGCAGUCUUCACGUCAUCGUAGUUUAAAGCACUUGUGGCAUAUUUACUGUAUUUCUGGGCUUUUUGUAUUUGUUCUGGAGUUAAAGAAAUCUGAGUUCCGCUCGGAGUGUUGUAGUUUGCCAUUGGUGGCAAACUGUAAGCGGUCGGUUGUGGCUGUGGUGGCAAAUUGUAAGGCGUUGGCUGAGGAUUUGGUGCCACUGGUGUAACUGUGCCUGGUUGGACUGGAAUACUUGGACUUGC